UGCUCCCAGAACCAGUAUGAACACCAUAAACGACACUGCAGCAUCAGUCCAAGAGUUCAUCAUUACUGGUUUUCCUAAAUUAACUGACCAAGAAAGCCGGAAAAUCCUUUUUGUUGUCUUCUUGGCAGUCUAUUUUUUCAUUCUGCUUGGGAACAUUCUGUUGAUCAUAAUAUUUAUUUCAAACAGAAAUCUCCAUACGCCUAUGUAUGUAUUGAUUUGUGGUCUUUCCAUUUUAGAUAUUGUCAUAACUACUAACACUCUACCCAGUAUGUUGGUUGUGUUCAGCUUCGGAUCGAGAGUUGCACCGUUUGCAGCUUGCUUCCUCCAGACGACUUUCUGGUUGAGUCUGUUUUCAACCGAGUCAUUCCUCCUCACCCUUAUGGCUUACGAUCGCUACAUAGCCAUCUGUAAUCCUUUGCAAUAUCCCACUAUAAUGAGCAACAGCCGUGUCUUGAAAAUGAUCGCUUGCUGCUGGGUGGCAGGGUUUCUGUGUUCAGCACCAAGUGUGAUUCUUGCUCUUAACUUCCCAUUCUGUGGUCCCAAUAAAGUCAUUCACGUCUUUUGUGAUUAUUCGUCAGUGUUGGUAUUGGCCUGUGGAAAUAUCUUAAUAACAAGUUUUCUUGGACUCUCUAUUGGCUUGAGUGUUUUGAUUUUCCCUUUGACUUUUAUCUUGUUUUCGUAUGUGAGAAUCAUGUUUUCAGUGAUCAAGAUUGCCACUUCUGAGGGACGUCUGAAGGCCUUUUACACCUGCGGUACGCACUUCCUCGUCAUUUCGGUCUUUUUCCUUGUUGCUGGUGGAGUUUUUAUUUCGUACCGAAUUCCAGGAACAUCUGUGGAUAUGAGAAUUAUGGGAUCAAUAUUUCAGAAUGUAUUUCCAGCCUUGAUGAACCCAGUCAUUUACUGUUUGAGAACUAAGGAGAUUAGAGACAGCCUUGUGAAAAUGCUCAAAAAGAAAAGAGUGUUACCAAACAGAAAGUCUUAAAACAAGGUUUAAUUAUAGGUUUCUGACAUUUAAAGAAGGCCUAUCAUAAAACAUUUUUGCAAAACAAAGAUAAAAUGUAUUGCUUCAAGUCAUAAAUAAAGUCAUUAUAAAGUAUUAUUGUCAUAAAAAUAAUUUGGGAUUUGGCUUAAUUGGACUAAAGUAUGGUGCCUACUUUAAAUAAACCACAAGGUUACUGACUCAACCAUUAACACACCGUGUAACCCUUAUUAAGACAAUAAACCCGUCAGUGCUGCCUCAAGUGAAAUAUUGGGUUAUGAUUGAUAUGUCUCUUUGAAUGAAAUAGGUCAGCUAAACAAGUAAAUGGUUUAAAAUGAUGAUUACA
Erpetoichthys calabaricus (reedfish) is the source of this 1325-nucleotide messenger RNA. RefSeq names its product olfactory receptor 6N2-like. Gene Ontology annotation, cellular component: membrane. The transcript has a single exon. The record is from RefSeq and is a predicted model, not a curated record. NCBI's taxonomy places the organism in Eukaryota, Metazoa, Chordata, Cladistia, Polypteriformes, Polypteridae. Gene Ontology annotation, biological process: G protein-coupled receptor signaling pathway. Gene Ontology annotation, molecular function: G protein-coupled receptor activity; olfactory receptor activity. Bases 17 to 982 code for a protein of 321 amino acids.